This is a messenger RNA of Aspergillus wentii DTO 134E9, 1030 nucleotides long. RefSeq lists its product as uncharacterized. NCBI's taxonomy places the organism in Eukaryota, Fungi, Ascomycota, Eurotiomycetes, Eurotiales, Aspergillaceae. Bases 114 to 788 code for a protein of 224 amino acids. The record is from RefSeq and is a predicted model, not a curated record. The transcript has 2 exons.
CUCUCCGUGCAGCUUACAGCUUUCUCCAUCUUUUUUACUCCCCCUUCAUUCUCUCGAGAGACUCAUCUCAUCCAUCACAUUUCAAUACCCAUAUCUUGUUCAAUCCAUACACAAUGGGUGUCAUCCGUCGCUUCAUCAAGCUCUCCACCUACACUGGUGUUGCCUCGGUCGGCGCCUUCUUCUAUGCCACGCGCAAGAAUGUCGAGGAACCUCUGCCUCUGACCGAUCACAUCUUCAGCUCCUCUCACUUUAAGACCUUCAAUCCCAACAACAACCCGACUACCCAUGACUUCUUUGUCCGGAGGAUUCCCUUGUCUGACAUCAAACCUGACCUGCUCGAGAACAAGGGCAAGUUGACGGAAGCUUUUUGUGCCGGUGUCUGGAGUGGCUUGGGAUAUGCUGCUCAGCGUGCCCAUCACGCCAGAAAUGCCCCGGCUGAUGAAACCAAGGAUCACCUUUGGUCACGGUCGGAACUCCGUUCCUCAACAUACGAGCCCGGCACUCUGAUCACAGACCACUUCCAAGUUCUCGAAAAGACCCCCGAGCGCAUCAUUGUUCGCUGCGGUGACUCUCCUCGCGUCACCGGUGUUCGCCCAUCUGACGGCCUUUUCGAAAUGUCGGCAGUCGUCAAACCCGAACAAGGUGUGGCUGAGUUUGGCCUCAAGAGCUGUUUCUACCAAGGACUGGGCAAGGCCGAGUCCGAACCCAUGCCCUCUCAUAUCGUCUGGCUGCACAAGCAAUACACUAAGUUGUGGCUGGAGACUGCCGUCCACAACUGUACUCGGUGAAAAUAUGCUCUACGCUGUUCAUCAACUGUACUAGAGCAAAAUGAAGUUCUGGUCUCACGGAAAUACCCAUAUGAAACUUGACGAAGGGCACAUUUCAACAGUUUGAAUUUGGAUCGUAACUAUCGUCAAUUUGUAUAUACGCAUGCACUAAGGCCUUGCUUAAUGGUCUAAUGAAUCUUUUCUCUUGUUUUCAUUCUGUCGAUAUCGUUGCUGAAGAGGAGAAUGGCGUGAACGUCCCCAUC